Messenger RNA from Anguilla rostrata (American eel), 2649 nucleotides. Its product is annotated as putative protein FAM47C. Lineage: Eukaryota; Metazoa; Chordata; Actinopteri; Anguilliformes; Anguillidae. The record is from RefSeq and is a predicted model, not a curated record. The transcript has 4 exons. The coding region runs from base 1 to 2649 and encodes 882 amino acids.
AUGCCAGCCACUCCGAGGGACGGCGCCGUGGUCCCAAGCACGGUCGUGGACACCAGAAUGUUGAAACGAGCAAUACAGGCGCGGACGUCCCAGCCAGGGAUCAGAGGGGUCCUAGAGACUCUGUUGGGGUACGUGACCGAGUUCCUGACUGUCCCAGGGAGGCCGGCAGGAGAAGCACGCAAGCGUAAUGCUGGACAGAAAACAGCCGUUGGGAACUGCAUGAGGCACAUCACAGCCUUCCACCUGAUCCAGGCCAAGUUCAUGAGGGAGAGCCCCUCGUCACCCAAAACUCGUAGGCGGGAGGUGGGGGGGCUGUCACCCCGGGAGGGCUGGGGCCCCCAGGUGAAGAAGCGCUCUAGGGGAGAAGGGGGUGUGUGCAGCAAACCCCCCUGCUGCACAGGCCGGGGAGAGAGCAGGAGAUCCCAGGUCUCAGGGGGGUCCUCCGUGCAGAAGAUGAUUGCCAGGUUUUCGGCCGUGAUGCACAAGGAGAAGAAAGAACCAACACAGGAGUACAAAGAGCAAGGAAGCACCAAGCAGCUAGGCAAGGGCCCCCUUUUAUCCGCCAUGAUUGGCAAAUUUGAAGUCAUAGCGACAGUGCACAAGGGUUGCAACUUUACCUGCCCAAAGACCGAGCCAAAACCCAACGUCGAUAUGACUGCACAAGGUGCCAAAGAACAUGAAAAAUGUCAGGAUUCAGAGAAGAAGGUGAAAGCCUACUCCACUGAGCCUCUGUCCAAGAAUGCCAACCCUGACUAUCAGGCUCCGAAAUCACAGGUAUCCAAGCCUGACUCACAGGUAUUCAACCCUGGCUUUGAGGCCCCAAACUCACAGGUAUCCAACAUUGGGUCUGAGGCCCCAAACUCACAGGUGUCCAACCCUGAGUAUCAGGCCCCAGACUCACAGGUAUCCAACAUUGGGUCUGAGGCCCCAAACUCACAGGUGUCCAACCCUGAGUAUCAGGCCCCAGACUCACAGGUAACCAACCCUGACUAUCAGGCCCUGAGCUUACGGGUAUCUAACCCCGACUAUCAGGCUCCAGACUCACAGAUAUUCAACCCUGACAAUCAGGCCCCAAACUCACAGGUAUUCAACCCUGGCUUUGAGGCCCCAAACUCACAGGUAUUCAACCCUGGCUUUGAGGCCCCAAACUCACAGGUAUUCAACCCUGGCUUUAAGGCCCCAAACUCACAGGUAUCCAACCCUAACUAUCAGGCCCCGAAAUCACAGGUAUUCAACCCUGGCUUUAAGGCCCCAAACUCACAGUUAUCCAACCCUAACUAUCAGGCCCCAGACUCACAGGUAUUCAACCCUGGCUUUGACGCCCCAAACUCACAGAUAUCCAACAUUGGGUCUGAGGCCCCAAACUCACAGGUGUCCAACCCUGAGUAUCAGGCCCCAGACUCACAGGUAUCCAACAUUGGGUCUGAGGCCCCAAACUCACAGGUGUCCAACCCUGAGUAUCAGGCCCCAGACUCACAGGUAACCAACCCUGACUAUCAGGCCCUGAGCUUAUGGGUAUCUAACCCCGACUAUCAGGCUCCAGACUCACAGAUAUUCAACCCUGACAAUCAGGCCCCAAACUCACAGGUAUUCAACCCUGGCUUUGAGGCCCCAAACUCACAGGUAUUCAACCCUGGCUUUGAGGCCCCAAACUCACAGGUAUUCAACCCUGGCUUUAAGGCCCCAAACUCACAGGUAUCCAACCCUAACUAUCAGGCCCCAGACUCACAGGUAUCCAACCCUGGCUCUGAGGCCCCAAACUCACAGUUAUCCAACCCUGGCUAUCAGCCCCCAGACUCACACAUAUCCAACCCCGACUAUCAUGUCCCAGACUCACAGGUAUACAACCCUAGCUUUGAGGCCGCAAACUCACAGGUAUCCAACCCUGACUAUCAGGCCUUAGAUUCACAGGUAUCCAACCCUGGCUUUGAGGCCCCAAACUCACAGGUAUUCAACCCUGGCUUUGAGGCCCCAAACUCACAGGUAUCCAACCCUGGCUUUGAGGCCCCAAACUCACAGGUAUUCAACCCUGGCUUUGAGGCCCCAAACUCACAGGUAUCCAACCCUAACUAUCAGGCCCCAGACUCACAGGUAUCCAACCCUGGCUCUGAGGCCCCAAACUCACAGGUAUUCAACCCUGGCUUUGAGGCCCCAAACUCACAGGUAUUCAACCCUGGCUUUAAGGCCCCAAACUCACAGGUAUCCAACCCUAACUAUCAGGCCCCAGACUCACAGGUAUCCAACCCUAGCUUUGAGGCCGCAAACUCACAGUUAUCCAACCCUGGCUAUCAGCCCCCAGACUCACACAUAUCCAACCCCGACUAUCAUGUCCCAGACUCACAGGUAUACAACCCUAGCUUCGAGGCUGCAAACUCACAGGUAUCCAACCCUGACUAUCAGGCCUCAGAUUCACAGGUAUCCAACCCUGGCUUUGAGGCCGCAAACUCACAGGUAUCCAACCCUGACUAUCAGGCCUCAGAUUCACAGGUAUCCAACCCUGGCUUUGAGGCCCCAAACUCACAGGUAUCCAACCCUGGCUUUGAGGCCCAAAACUCACAGGUAUCCAACCCUGACUAUCAGGCCUCAGAUUCACAGGUAUCCAGAGGUCUUCUAGGUCAUUUCUUUCACCUGGUCCAGGUGUCCAGGUGA